This is a messenger RNA of Sclerotinia trifoliorum, 1974 nucleotides long. NCBI's taxonomy places the organism in Eukaryota, Fungi, Ascomycota, Leotiomycetes, Helotiales, Sclerotiniaceae. The record is from the annotation of a GenBank genome assembly.
UAUUGAAUGAUUGGAAAAUGCUGUUUAUGUAAAAACGUUUUUUAUUUACACUGACAUUCAGAUUUGCGGCCUCACCACAACAAAAACUUGUGAAUUUGGUUGUUAUCGGAUAGGCAACGCUAAAGGGAAAGUAAACAAUCCGAUCUAGUUUAGGGCCAAAAGUAGACAGCUCAGUCACGUGCACAACCAAGGAAGGUAAGAUGACGGGAACAAAGCUCGCGAUACCUCGGUUCCGGCCAUUCUUAUUUUAGCGUGUAAAUAUGUACAAAUUCCCCGGAUUUCACAACUUUGUAUUUGUCUGACGGUGAGAGGAAGUUUAACCCUUUUCUUCAUUUCAUCUGUUCUUCAUCAUGGCGAUUCGUGAGGAUCUCGUGGCAUCUGCCGUAAGUUAUUCCAACUCCCUCACAUAUUCGAAUACUAAUCCGUAGCUAGGUUACAUGUAAGAACGUUUCAUUGAAGAUGGCUUCAUCAUUUCUAAUAAUUCAACAGUUCUUCAGGACCCAAGUGUCUCUGCAUCGCCUUUAGAGAAUCGAAUCGCGUUUCUGCAAUCAAAGAACCUUACACAGGAGGAAGUAGAUGCGGCAUUAGGAAGAGCCAGCGGCGAACAAUCGCCAGCACCACAAAACUAUUCGAAUUAUCCAGCACAACAGCAAGUAGCAAGACAGCCUCCACCUGCAUAUGGAGGAUAUCAACAAUACCCAUGGCAACAGCUCCCGCCUCCGGAAGUACCGAAACGGGACUGGAGAGAUUGGUUUAUUAUGGCUACAGUGACAGGUGGCAUAGGAUAUGGAGCAUAUUUCCUAGCUAAGGUAAGGCCAGAAUUCUUUGAAGGUAUCAACUAUACUAACCUAUACAGCGUUAUAUCUAUCCAAUAAUUGCUCCUCCUACACCUCCGCAACUCGAACAAGAUAAAAAGGAGAUUGACGAUUCCUUUGAAAAGGCAUUUUCUCUUCUUGAUCAGUUAGCAAAAGACACGGAAACCCUAAAGACAUCCGAGCAAGAACGAACGGAACGAUUAGAUAUAGCGUUAACUGAAGUAGAGACAGUUAUUAACGAGUUAAAAUCUGCGAGCCGAAGAAGGGAUGACGAAUCUCGACGCAUGGGCGAUGAAGUCAGGGGGCUCAAGGAUUUAAUACCCAAAGCUAUGGAAGGACAGAAGGAGGCAACAGAUACCAGGUUAAAAGAAUUGGCCGUUGAACUGAAGAGUUUGAAGACAUUAAUGGGUCAAAGAAUGAAUCCAUCUUCGACCAUGAAUCCAUACAACAGAGUUCAGAGUGCAGCUUUACCUUCUCCAAUCGUCGCAACUACCCCUUCCAGCAAUCCAACCCCUGCCGAAGAUUCCCCAACUGAAAGCAUUACUCCUAGGCCAGCAUCAGUCAGUACUAGCUCAGGUACCGAGGCCGUAGCAUCUGUCCAAGGUCGAAAUGCCACUCCGUUCAGCUUCACUACUGGUGCGCAAGCAGGAGGAGCAAAGAUUCCAGCUUGGCAAAUGGCAGCUGCCAACAAGAGCACUAGCGCCAUUCCUACUACUACCACUACAAAUGGUACACCGGAGGCAAGCGGGUCAGCUCAGGCAUAGAUCCUAUAUUGACAUAUUUUGGAGUCAGCGAAAUUGCAUGGAACGGCGUGUUAGGGUGUUAAUGACUGGAGAUGGAGAUUUUGGAAUAUGUAGCGUCGGAAUAUUGACAAUAUAAUCUAAUGGAGCACAGCUGUUUGUAUUAAACCUAUAAUGCCAAGAGGUAGUCCCAUAUUUAGUUGAAGGCAGGAAAUGGCAAUUUGGUGUGGCAAAAGUUCAUCAAUCUGGAACGCUUUGGAAAUGUAAAUUGAAAACUCCAGGGUUGGGAAAGAGACGAUGACUUUAUCUUCAAUAGUUUCUGAACGGAUUCUUCAAGCUAGAUGUGACUGCUUUAAUAACACCAGCAUAAUUGAAAUAUUUCGCUUGACCAGAAUCCUUCUCCAGCCUGAAACUUGAGC